AUGGGCGCUGCAGGCAGGCAGAGCCCCUCGUGCCUGCUGGUUUCUGCCCGAGGGUCUUGCCUGUUUCUUCUCUUCUACCUGCACUUGGGUGCCUCCUGCCCGCAGCCUUGCUGGUGCCCUGACCACACGGGGACUGUUGCUGUUCACUGCAGUGCAAGGGGCCUACAGGAGAUCCCCAGGGAUGUCCCCACUGAUACCGUGCUCCUCAAGCUCGAUGCCAACAGGAUCUCCCACGUUCCCAAUGGGGCCUUCCAGCACCUGCACCAACUGAGAGAGCUGGACCUGUCUCACAACGCCAUCGAGACCAUCGGCCCUGCCGCCUUCUCGGGCCUGGCUGGGGGCCUGCGGCUGCUGGACCUGUCGCACAACCACCUCCGGAGGAUCCCGAAGGAUGCCCUGGGUAAGCUCAGUGCCAAGAUCCGCCUGUCCCACAACCCCCUGCACUGUGAAUGUGCCCUGCAGGAGGCCCUAUGGGAGCUGAAACUGGACCCUGACUCGGUGGAUGAAAUCGCCUGCCACACCUCGGUGCAGGAGGAGUUUGUGGGGAAGCCUCUGAUCCAGGCCCUGGACUCGGGCGUCAGCUUCUGCAGCAUCCACCACAAGACCACCGACGUGGCCAUGCUGGUCACCAUGUUCGGCUGGUUUGCCAUGGUGAUCACCUACAUCGUGUACUAUGUGCGACACAACCAGGAGGAUGCCCGGAGGCACUUGGAAUACCUAAAGUCCCUGCCCAGUGCCCCCGUCUCCAAGGACCCCAUCAACCCGGCACCUUAG
This is a messenger RNA of Carlito syrichta (Philippine tarsier), 774 nucleotides long. It is a transcript of the gene LRRC3, whose product is annotated as leucine rich repeat containing 3. The coding region runs from base 1 to 774 and encodes 257 amino acids. The record is from RefSeq and is a predicted model, not a curated record. Gene Ontology annotation, molecular function: protein binding. NCBI's taxonomy places the organism in Eukaryota, Metazoa, Chordata, Mammalia, Primates, Tarsiidae. The transcript has a single exon.